Chanos chanos (milkfish) is the source of this 1203-nucleotide messenger RNA. It is a transcript of the gene prss23, whose product is annotated as serine protease 23. NCBI's taxonomy places the organism in Eukaryota, Metazoa, Chordata, Actinopteri, Gonorynchiformes, Chanidae. Gene Ontology annotation, molecular function: serine-type endopeptidase activity. The transcript has a single exon. The record is from RefSeq and is a predicted model, not a curated record. Bases 1 to 1137 code for a protein of 378 amino acids. Gene Ontology annotation, biological process: proteolysis.
AUGGCACAUGAGCCAACUCAUCUCCUUGCCCUCCCCCUUCUUCUCUUGGCUCUGUUUCCUACCUGUCCAUCAGCGAGGGCACCUCCCCACCUCCCUUCCCUGGUGCCCCACUCUCCUUUGCCACUUGCCCGUUCCCGCUUCAGCGCACAUGCUCAGUUGGACUUAACCACUCACUGCAAUGCCAGCUGCUACCACAAGGGGGAUGUCAUCGACAAGACACACUUGAUCGAGCAGCUAUCUUUUGAGACGCUCUACGCUGAUGGCUCUCGCACUUUGACCACUGUUGACGUGGAGAAUGAAGAGGACGACCUUUAUAACCACACAGCUUUCCCAGUUAAGAAGAGGCACAAGUUUACCGCCACAACACGCAGGCGGCUGAAGCGGCAGAUCUACGGGGCCGACGGGAGGUUUAACAUCCGCGGCGACCACUUCUUGCUUGACUAUCCUUUUUCCACGGCCGUGCGCAUCUCCACAGGCUGCACCGGCGUGCUGGUCUCUCAGCUGCACGUCUUGACCGCCGCUCAUUGCGUGCACGACGGGAAGGAUUACGUUAAGGGAGCGCGAAAACUCAGGGUGGGUUUUCUCAUCCCCCCCGGCGUUAACAGCACAAAGCUGGCCCAGGGUCCCGUGAGAAAGCCCCUGGUCCGUUGGGUGCGAGUCAAGCGGACCAGGGUCCCCAAAGGGUGGAUCCAGGGCCCCCAGGACGUCAGCAUGGAUUACGACUACGCCCUCCUGGAGUUACGUACACCCCAUCGCCGACCCUUCAUGCGACUGGCCGUGGCCCCCUCCUCGGAAGACCUGGCUGGCAAACGCAUCCACUUCUCUGGGUUUGACAGCGACAGGCCCGGGGAGCUGGUCUACCGCUUCUGCCCCGUGGAGGACGAGUCGAACGACCUGAUCUACCAGCACUGCGACGCCAGGCCGGGAGCCAGCGGGUCGGGUGUUUACGGCCGUGUGUGGGACAACGCUUUGGAACGCUGGGAGCGAAAAGUCAUCGGCAUCUUUUCCGGACACCAGUGGUUGGAAAUUAACGGUGAGAACCGAGACUACAACGUGGCCGUCCGUUUCACCCCAUUAAAGUUCGCCCAGAUAUGUUACUGGGUGCACGGAAACAGAGUGGACUGCAGCCAGGACUGAGGCGAUGAAGUGGAAGAAGAGAAAGCACAAUGAUUGAGAGGGAAUAUAAACGGCAAUCAGAUGUCA